Zychaea mexicana is the source of this 1353-nucleotide messenger RNA. RefSeq lists its product as uncharacterized. NCBI's taxonomy places the organism in Eukaryota, Fungi, Mucoromycota, Mucoromycetes, Mucorales, Lichtheimiaceae. The transcript has 7 exons. The coding region runs from base 180 to 1184 and encodes 334 amino acids. The record is from RefSeq and is a predicted model, not a curated record.
AUAUAAAAAAAUAAAAAAGCAGCUUUGGGCGCCGAGUACAAAAGAUCUUGAAGAACCAACACACGAUACUUUAUAUAUCAAAAUGCUUACUUGCGAGAAACUGUGGGAACGUAAACUCAAGGAUCCGAUCAAUUGCCUUCAAGUCGGCAAACCAUUCCUGGAAGAGCUUAGUGAAGAGAAUGACAUUCUCAUUGGCACAACAGCAGGACGCGUGCUCAUUCUCAAUCAAGACAAACCACCCGAAGUUCUUUUGGAAACCAAAGGAGGCUCAGUCCAGGCACUCAAUCUAUACGAUCUCACAGGUCAACGUGCCCUUGAUCUGGUUGUUGGCGAUUCUGACGGGGUCAUUACAAUGUUUUCGAAACAACAGAUUCUCAGCAAACAAGAGAUCGGGACAGCCGUGUCGACAAUUGAUAUUUUCAAGGAUUUGGGGCUAUGAAAUCAUUGCAGGUGGCAUGAAUGGUACAGUCACUGGCUUUCAACCUCACGAGAUAUUCUGGUCGCUCAAGGUUGCAGAAGAAUCGGCAAAGAUUGCGACGUUGAACAUGAAAGGCCGACGGUCACCGUACAUCCACUGUAUCCUAGCAACCACAUUGAACGAUCCAUUUGGACAGUCCAUGGCUGUGCUUCUUGUGUGCGAUGGAUGGCCAUUUGUCCAUUUCUUACGCGGAAGUAACCGGAUCCUUUCGUUGAGAGUACCUGCCGUGAUCUGCUCGAUGACAGCCGGAAGAUUCCUUACCCAUGCAACAGCACGCAGAUUCACUAAAUCAGACACUAGAUCAAAAAUUGAUCUAGAAGACAAAGCAUCAUCCACGGACAAACAAGUACUGCUGGCAGGAGAAGACGGAUAUGUUUAUGUCAUGAUCAACUAUGAGAUCCAUCCGUUAUUCAAUGUUGGCUUCCGGCUGAGCAAGAUCAUGGGCUUUAGACCAUCGUUUCUGGAAGACGAUGACCCCGACUUGGUGAUCUGCGUGGGCUAUGCCAACCGCGCUCUUGUUUAUCGCAGUGAUCAACGGAUAUGCGAGAUCGCCACCACCGAUUGGCCUCACAGUGUCACCAUGGGUGACGUGAAUGCAGAUGGACAGGAUGAGCUGGUGCUAGGACUCUUGGAUCAAACGGUCCAAGUCUAUCGAUGGGUCAAGCGUGACGAACAGCACCAACAGCAACAACAAAAGACCUCUUGAAGGAAAAGAAAAACAGAUGAUGCUGCUGUUUUGUGACGGGGGAAAAAAAGACACGGCUAAAUAUUUUUGAAGCAAACAAUGUCGGCGGUCCAAAAAGCAUCAAGAGGUGUGUGUGUGUGGGGGGGGGCGGUCCUUUGUGAUCCUGCUUCGCGACACGUUGACAGACGGG